AUGGGUCCAUCGUAUUCUUCAUCAGCAAAAAGUUUACCGUAUACUGGGACUGUAUCAAAUAUAUACCGUGAUCAUGGGGUUAUAGACAAUGAAAUCUCAUUUAAAUUAAAUGCAAUUAGUGGUCCAGUGCCACGUGUUGGAGAUCGUGUUGUCUGUCAGAUGAAACAUGCUGAAGGCUAUGAUACACACAGUACACACAAGUAUAUUGGUUACGAUGUGAGAUCGGUGGAUAAUCGACGACCAGGUCGAACAACUGCUUCUGUUCGAACACAAGAACCAUAUACUAGUCGGCAAGCUCCACGUAAUAGUUCCGGUUCAGCAUCAAUAAACUCUAAACGUACAUUGAAUAGUAACAGUAAUAAUAAUGUUGUCGAACCAUAUGGUAGUCGUGAACGAUAUAACAAUACAUCAUCAUCAUCAUAUACUGACAGUGGACGACAAACAACAUAUCGUAGUGGUCAUAUAGUUAGCCCCUCUGUUUCCUCCUCGCGACGUAGUAGAUCUCGUACAGGAAAAGCAGCCACACCAAAACGUCGCCCACAACCUAAAUAUAGUGUAUUAUUACCAAAAGGAUCACUGGAUUGCUCCAAACUAAAUGUUAUUCAGUUACGUUCACGAUACAGUCGUUUACAUAUUCCAAGUGAUUUCUUUCACGCGUCUUAUACAUGGCAUGAGUCAAUGCCACUUGAUCGUCCAUUAAAAUUUAAUGUACCAUGUACAUUUCAUAUAUUUAAUAAAAAUGUUCCACGUGUAAUCAAGGAUACGGCCGUAUUAGAUCCACAAGAUGCCGAUUACACAUGGAAUGUUAGAGUAAUGCUUAUGUCGUCACCUGAUAUCCAAAAUUUAAUUGCACGUGCUUGCUUAGUCAAUGAUAGUUCUUCAUCAUCUAAAACAUUGAAUCCAGAUGAUUUAGAACAUCCAAGUAAAUUAAUUAAAUUUUUAGUCGGCGUUCGACAUCAAAAUGAAUAUUUUCCACUUGGUGGCGCUUGGUCGGAAACACUGGACGGACAAAAUCCAGAUAACGAUCCGCAAGUUUUAAUUCGGACAGCAAUUCGUACCGUUCAAGCACAAACAGGCAUUGAUUUAAGCAAAUGCAUUCAAUGGUGCCGAUAUCUGGAAAUAUUGUAUCAUCGUCCAGAAGAAAUACACAAAGGUCGCCUUGUUGGAAGUCGAGUUGAGCAUGUCAUUGUAUUUUUGCCUGAUCUAUCGACAACAUGUAUGCCAAAUAGCAUGGAAUGGGAAGAAACGUCAAAAUUAUACAAACAAAUUUGUGAUGAAACAAUCAGUGAAGAACUCAGUGAAGAUACAACACCUGACGAAGAACUUCAAUCACGAACAGCUACGCAUCAUUCAAAAGUGGAUUUAUAUAAUAUGAGAGUUGUUGAUCUUAAAGCUGAAUUGAAAGCGCGUGAUCAACCCAUAACAGGUUUAAAAGCUGAUUUACUCAAACGUUUAAACAAAAUUCUUCAACAAGAAAAAACUGAUGACAAAAAAGAUGAAACUAUAGCAAAAGAAGGGGAAAAGGGAAUAACACCGUCUUCAUCACCUGAUAACAAAAAAGAAGAACAACAUCGCUCAACAAAAUCUGAAAAAGAUCAACAAGUGGAUGUUGAAAAAUUACGUAAAGAAAUUGAAUCAAAUUAUCAAUUACCUCCACAGCGUUCAAUAUUGGUUCAUCCAACAACGGCUAAAGGCGAUAAAUUUGAUUGUCGUGUCGUAUCAUUACAUUAUUUAUUAAACUAUGCGAACCAUGAUACAAUCAAAGAAAAAUGUUUUGAAUUAUAUCUGUUUUCUGAAUGUUUUUUUGAAAUGUUAAUGCGUGAUCAUAGUUAUCAGAUUUAUCGUUCAUUAUACAAUUGUCUUGAAGUUAAAGAAGUUGCUUCUGUAUCUUCUACUGCAAAUGAUACGACAACAGGUAAACAAGAAGAAAUAAUAACUGAUGAAACAGUCGAAGAACACCAACAAAACAGAACAAUGGAAACUGAAAAUGGACAAAACGAAGAGAUAAUAACACCUAACGAGGAGGAAAAUGCAACAAAUGACGAAAUAGAGACAAAUAUAACAAACGAACCAACCGCUGAACCAGAAAAGGAAGAAGAGCACGCCCAUCAAGAUCAAGAACAACAACAAGAGGAACAACAAGUCGAAGAAGAUGACGAAUUGGUUCAAAUAGCAGAAUCAGGUCGAAAACGAAAACGUUCAAAAAGCAAGGAUACACGUUCGGAUACAAAACAUUCAGCGAAUAAUACAUCGGGUAAACGUGAUAAUACACGCUCAAGUCGUAGUCGUAGUCGAACAAAACGUGGUAAUGAUGAAUCCAAACAAAAUGUUGUUACACGUCAACAAACUGUUAAACUUGAAUUAUUAUUAUCAUAUACAUUUUUUGAUCGUAAUCGAUGCGGUUAUCUAGGUGAAAAAGAUGUUGAAGAGAUAUUACUGUUGUCCGGUUUAUCGUUAACAAAAAACGAGGUCAAAAUGUUGAUUAGUCGUGUUGCUAAAGACGAAAAGAUACAAUACAGACGUUUAACUGAUAGAACAAUUACUGUAACAAAAGAGGAAAGUGAAACAACGAUUAACGAACAAGAUGAAAGUUAUAUUGAUUCAUCAGCACCCAAAGGCAAUUUGUUGUUAUUACCACAAAAAUCAGCUAUGUCUAAUGUGCGCCCAACAUUGAUCAAGAAUGAACAAACUAUUGAAGGCAGUGAAGAAGACCAUAUCCAUUUAGUUGACAUUGACCGUGCAUUAAAACAAUUAGAAAAAGCUAGUAAAACACAAACAGCGCUCGAAACAAGUAUUGAUGUGUUGAAGAAAGAGAUACAGACAUUGACAAGUGACUUGAAUUCAUCUCAAAAAAAUAAUCAUCAUUAUAGCGACCAAUUAGUCGAUACCAAAAAACGUCUACGUGAUACACAACGUGAUUUAAAAGAUAUAGAAGAAAAACAUAAACGUUACUCGGAUGCCAUUUACCAUUUGAGAAAUGAAGCACGUUCAUCAUUCGAUUAUGCCAGUCAAAUAUUAGGCAAAGAUAAACGCCAUGAUAAUUCCAGUAAAAGACAAGAUGAUCAUUAUCAAGUAUCAUCGAAUAAACAUGAUGAUUCAUCAUUAUCAAAAAAUGAUCAAAAUAAAAAGCAAGAAAAACAGCAGCAAGACGAAGAAUUUGAUACGAAUGAUAAUGCGGAAGUGAUUAUUAUUGGCGAAGAGGAUCAAGAACAACAGCAGCAUUUAUCACAGGAAGCAGAGGUUAAUGGUGAUGAGCAACUGGAAGAACAAAAUGACCAACAGCACCAGCAAGAACCACAAUCCGAAGAUCAAGAGGAAGAACCACAAGGUGCUAACGAAGAAGAAACUGAAUAA
Messenger RNA from Didymodactylos carnosus, 3354 nucleotides. The record is from the annotation of a GenBank genome assembly. Lineage: Eukaryota; Metazoa; Rotifera; Eurotatoria; Philodinida; Philodinidae.